Molecule: messenger RNA, 151 nt
Organism: Acaulospora morrowiae
Lineage: Eukaryota; Fungi; Glomeromycota; Glomeromycetes; Diversisporales; Acaulosporaceae
Source: the annotation of a GenBank genome assembly
GAGGAAUGCGUAAUUAGUGAGUUGUGGGAACAAUAUUGGGGUGAGAAAUUCAAGAAUGACGUACGUAAACAUUUGGCUCAAGUGAUAAGUAUGCAAACAGUCUUAACAUGUAUAAAUCAGCUGAUAGAUGUAGGAAAAAUGAUAGUCAAGC